Messenger RNA from Anthonomus grandis grandis, 510 nucleotides. RefSeq names its product L-selectin-like. Lineage: Eukaryota; Metazoa; Arthropoda; Insecta; Coleoptera; Curculionidae. The coding region runs from base 1 to 510 and encodes 169 amino acids. The record is from RefSeq and is a predicted model, not a curated record. The transcript has 4 exons.
AUGCAAAAGACUUUACUUUUAGAGAAUCUCGAUGAAGAAGACUGGCUAGGCGCAAGAAACUUCUGUAGAAUGCGUUGCAUGGACACCGUAUCUUUAGAAACAAAAGUUGAAAAUGAAUGGAUUAAAUAUAUAAUUCGAACCGAUAAUAUUACGGAAAUAUGGACAUCAGGAAGAAAAUGCGAUUUUCAGGGUUGCGAUCGAGAAGAUCUUCAGCCACUAGAGAUCAAUGGUUGGUUCUGGUCUGCUGUUUUCCAAAAACUUGCCCCAACUAUUGAGAGAGAGAAUAAUGAUUGGUCCUAUACUGGUGGAGAUGGAGUUCAACAACCGGAUAACCGAGAAUCAGCAAAUGGUAAAGAGGAAAACUGUAUAGCAAUCGUAAACAAUCGCUAUGGAGAUGGAAUUCACUGGCACGAUGAAGUAUGCGCUACGAGAAAACCUUUUGUAUGCGAGGAUAGUGCAGAAUUAUUAAGAUAUGCCCGAUAUAUUAGACCUGAAUUAAAUAUCAAGUAA